Acipenser ruthenus (sterlet) is the source of this 1219-nucleotide messenger RNA. Its product is annotated as COMM domain-containing protein 9-like. The transcript is spliced from 6 exons. NCBI's taxonomy places the organism in Eukaryota, Metazoa, Chordata, Actinopteri, Acipenseriformes, Acipenseridae. Bases 70 to 681 code for a protein of 203 amino acids. The record is from RefSeq and is a predicted model, not a curated record.
AAAACGUUGGGACAGGAUCACGUGUCUGUGUCACAUGACACCCAUGUGAGCGUGUCGGUGUGCGGUCACAUGAGUGAAGAUGGCUGCACCAGUGACAGAGGAGCAGUUCACAGCAUUGCAGCUUCUGUUAAAGUGUGUCCCCAGGCCCCCUCGAAGGAGGCUGUGAAGCAGCUCUGUCAGGAUGGGUUCUCGUGGCGUGGGACUGGCUCCGUUGAGAGCACAGCCAGCAGCCUGUCAAUCACAGCCAAGGAGGCGCAGCAGCUGCUUGGCGCUCUGCACAGUCUCUCUCACCACGUGUUGUUCCAUGGCCUGUCUUCUCCUGAACAGCUCCUCGCUGUUUUCCCAGACACCUUCCACCCCAGCCUGAAGAACCUGCUCACCAAGAUCCUCCUGGAACACAGCCCUACAUGGAGAAACGAAGCCCUUUCCAAUCAAAUUUCCUUGCCUCAGCUUGUGGAUAUGGACUGGAGAGUGGAUAUCAAAACAGCUUCAGACUCUGUAGCCAGGAUGGCAGUGCCCACCUGCCUAGUGCAGAUGAAGGUCCAGGACGACCCAUGUCUGUGUGGACCUAGGCCGGGGGUUUCCACGGUAACCGUGGAGCUUAGCAAGGAGACCCUGGAGACCAUGCUGGAUGGGUUGGGGAGGAUCCGGGACCAGCUCUCCGCCGUCGCCAGCAAAUAGGCCUUAGACAACACAGAGCUCUGCAUGUGCUGAGGAAAGGCAGUUUACUCAUCCUUCUUGUGCUGUGCCAUUUAUAAUGGACCGUAAAAGGACAGUUCAGUGCUUUUUUUAUGCACUUCCCCUUCAACAUCUCUGAGAUACAGACUUCAUAUGUGUUAUAAAAAACCUGCAGGUAACCAUGACUAAUAUAUAAUUAGUAUUUUUUAUACGUGUCAGAAUGCAGCCACGUGACUUUUUGGUUUCCAGCCAAUAGGGGCCACAUGCUUUGAGGUAUUGACUUCAGAUUUACACAGCUGUGUUCUGGGAUUCUCUUGCGCAAGUUAUCAUCAUUGUACACGUAGUCCAAUGUUUAUUUAUUUAUUUUUUAGAACAAGUGAUCAAAUACUGUUUAAAAUGUGACAUGCACGGUUUUCUUCUGUAUUUUUCACAGUAGUGAUACCUGAGUGGUUGAGCUUUUCAGGCUGUAACUUCCUCUCUGAAAUUAUAAUAAAUGUUCCUUUUAAAAUAUGUAAAAAAAAUAAAGAGUUGCAUUCUGUGA